Molecule: messenger RNA, 1874 nt
Organism: Rhineura floridana
Lineage: Eukaryota; Metazoa; Chordata; Lepidosauria; Squamata; Rhineuridae
Product: tripartite motif-containing protein 29-like
Exons: 9
Coding region: 1-942 (313 amino acids)
Source: RefSeq, a predicted model, not a curated record
AUGAUUCCCUGCGAUUUCUGCCUAGAGAAGCCUCACUCAGCGGAGAAGAUGUGUCUGACUUGUGAGGCAUCCCUGUGCUGGGCCCACCUGAAGAAACACAAUUCAAAGGCCACCCAGAGGGACCAUGCCUUGGUAGCUCUCAACACUGCUGGGGCCCAGGAGGAGAAGAAAUGUCUAGAGCAUGCAAAGCUGCUGGAGUGCUUCUGUCAAGACGACUUGGUGUGCAUAUGGUGCUCCACCACAGGCUCCCACAAGGGACACAGCAUUGUCACCCUGAAGGAUGAGUAUGACAAGCAGAUGGCAAUUCUCCCUCGGAUUAUGAAAUCAAUGCAGGAAAACAAAACUGCCAUGAACAAGACCCUCUUGCAGCUUCAGAAAAGUGAGAAUCAGAUAAAGAACAAUAAGAAAAUGUUCACAGAUCAGCUGUCAAAGAUCUUCCAAGAGAUCAAGUCUCAGGUAGAUCAAAAAGAGAAGCAAAUCCUAGGCGACAUCCAGUCCAACGAGAAAAAGCAGCUGGCUGACAUUGCUGCGCUGAAAACGCAAGUAGCAGAGAAGAGGGCUAUGGCUCUCCAGGGCCUUCAGGAGCUACAGGCACUGACAGAGCAAACAGAUGCUUGCCUCUUCCUCAAAGAUUUUCAACUGGCCCAAGAGAGGAUUAAGAAACAAAAUUUCAGCAAUGACAGUGUGGAAGUGCUAACAGUGCAUCUGGAUCAGUCAGACAUUCAGGAUGUGAGAAGUCACACAGCACUUUACAUUUCCAACCUUGACACCCUGAUGCAAGUAGUACAUGGUAAAAUCAUUAACCAAACACAGUGGAGCAGGGCAAUUCCAGCUGCUGAGUUCUGUCUUGAUGAUGUGAUUUGUGAAGUCUUCCCAUCACCACCACCACCACUGACUAGGGACAUAUCUGGAGCAAACCCAGGUGCUGACAUUCAGAAAUAAUGGAAAUAAUAAGGAACAAGAUCCCACCCAGGAUCGCUCUCUCUAGAAACGGGAAUAUACUUAAUAGGGAUGCUUUGGAGCUGUUUGAUGGACACUCCGAUCUGUUACCAAACACACUCAGUUCACCAGUUUUUUCUUUCGGAUAAACAGCUGUGCCAGCUAUGCAGCGGUGGUCUAGCUAUUGUUCCAAUAAUGAACUGGCUGCCUGUAAAAAAGUACAUACCAGUCCAAAAUUGAUCAGCAUGGAACUGAUUGUAAAGAAAACCCAGUGGAAUUUCAUGAUGUCCCAGUCCAGAAAAAGCACUCUGUGGGUACCCAUUUAGGUAGUAUAGGCAAAUAAGAUAUGCCACCCUCUAUCUGUUGGCUUUAGAGUUUGAAAAAAAAUCUGAUUGUUCCCUAUUGGUAGUUUUUGUGAGUGAUUUGGAAAAUGCUUGCGCUACUUUGGUUUCCCAAUCCCUGUAUGUGCAAUAAUAAUGGAACUAUAAAAUGUGGAACAAUGUACAUAUAAACAGCUGAUCAAACUCUUUUGUGUCAUGCUAUCCAAACAUUUUAUUUGAAGGGUUCAAAACUCUGUUAUAAUGUGCUAUACAGCUCCCCUUAAAUUCUGUUUUGCAGCCCUCUUUGUAAGCAAUUGUUUGUAUUGAAUAUAGUUGGGUUAAUUUGUUUGACAACAUGAACAGCUAAAAGUGCUGGGUGAUUCUUUUUGCUUUUGUUGUUCAUUUGAAGCCAAUCGAAUAGAAUCCACUGCCUUGCAAACAUGACUCCUGCAUAAUUACGGCAAUCUCUGGUGAUGGAAAUAAAGCUUGGGUGGUGAUUAGCAUAACAUGAAGACUUUUGAAGAAGAUGUUUAUUGCCGAUCUGCUGGAUUCAUAUGUAGUUCUGUGCAGCAUAAAAUAUACCUUGUGGACUCUUUCAUGCUCUUUCUGUGUUGG